CGUGCCCUGCGCUGGAUGCAGACGAUGACUUUUGCGAUCAAAGAGAUAAACAAACGCACGGAUCUCCUGCCGCGACUCAAGCUGGGGUUCCACAUCCGUGACAGCUGCGAUGAUAUACCCGUUUCCCUGAAAGCGUCCUUCCUGUUGGCGAACGGACAGCCAGAGGGCUUGAAGGGAAAUGCCAGUCAGGAUGAAGCCCCUGGUUUAGGAUGCGAGGCUGUCAACAGAACGGUGUCCUCGGUGAUCAUAGGAGACGCUGGCUCUGGUGUCUCCAUGGCUCUGCUGCGAAGUCUGGGUUCUUUCCAUAUUCCACUGGUGAGCUAUUUUGCUUCCUGCAGCUGCCUGAGUAAUCAGAGGGAAUUCCCCACAUUCAUGAGGACAAUGCCCAGUGACGCCUUCCAGAUAAAAGCCCUGGCCCAGCUGGUCCGCUACUUUGGCUGGACCUGGGUGGGAGUAAUUGGCGUGGAAUCCGAUUAUGCUCGCUUCGCCAUCCAGCUUUUCCUCCAGGAAUCAGUGCGCUAUGGUGUGUGUGCUGCCUACACACAUUUCUACCCCGUAGGCCUAAGCCAGCCGGCCAUUGAAAAGCUUCUGAAUGUUAUUCAGAUGACUUCUUCAAAAGUCAUCAUAAAUUUUUCUGGUGAGGCAGAGGUGCAGGACAUCCUCAGAGAGAUGCAACGUCGAAACCUGACCGGCUUUCAGUGGAUCGCCAGUGAGGCCUGGGCGACCUCCAAGUCGCUGUGGGAAAACUCAGCCAGUCUUCUGAAGGGAACUCUAGGGUUCGCCAUACAGAGAGCCGCUGUGAUUCCUGGGCUCCAGCAACAUCUGGCGGCUCUCACACCGUCAGCUAUUCAUCGAAUCGCUUUCUUGGCAGAAUUUUGGGAGGAAACGUUCAACUGUCGGCUGAACGGAUCCGCGAACGCUCACAAUCACGGGUUGGGGAGCCAACAAAGCAGAACGCCAUGCAAGGGGACUGAAGUCUUGCAUGACGUUUACUCUCCGUAUUCUGAUGUGACACAACUCCGGGUUUCAUACAACGUCUACAAAGCCGUGUAUCUCGUAGCCUACGCCUUGCAAGAUAUGAGUAAUUGUAAAGCUGGAGAGGGGCCGUUCGUCAAAAACACCUGUGCAGAUCCAAAGAAUUUUAAACCCUGGCAGCUUCUUCACUACAUGAAGCUUGCAAAUUUUUCCACACUGGGGGAGGAAGUCAACUUUGAUCAGAAUGGUGACCCAAUUGCUUAUUAUGAUCUGAUGAACUGGCAGACGGGGCCUGACGGCUCUCUAGAUUUGGUAAAAGUUGGUUUUUACGACGCCUCUUUUCCCGCCGGUAGCAGCUUGGUCAUAAACGACUCAGCGAUCAUGUGGCCGGUUGGAAAGCAGGCUCUCCGGUCUGUGUGCAGCAGCAGCUGCCCUCCAGGUUCUCGUAUUGCCAGGAGAAAAGGGGAACCUAUCUGCUGUUAUGAUUGUGUGCCCUGUGCCGAAGGAGAAUUUAGUAACACAACCGAUUCUUUAGAUUGCUCGCGUUGCUCCGGGGACACAUGGCCAAACAAAGCCAGAGAUCUCUGCAUCCCUAAAAGAGUGGAGUAUCUGUCUUACCAUGAGUCCAUGGGGGUUCUGCUGUGUGCUGCCUCGGUUCUGGGAGUUGGCCUUUCCCUGCUGAUCAUUGCCAUAUUCUACACACAUAAGGACACAGCACUCGUUCGAGCAAAUAACAUGGAGCUGAGCUUCCUCCUUUUGUUGUUUCUCACCAUAUGCUUCCUUGUCGGCCUGCUGUUCCUCGGCAAGCCUUCAGAGUGGCUAUGUCGGAUCAGGUAUCCAGCUUUUGGGAUCAGUUUUGCACUCUGCCUUUCAUGCCUUCUAGCCAAGACAGUGGUGGUUCUAAUGGCGUUUAGGUCGAGAUUGCCAGGAAGUCCCGUCAUGAAAUGGUUUGGAACCAAACAGCAGAGAGCCAGUGUGCUUUUGGGAACCACAGUCCAGGUUAUUGUCUGUUUUAUUUGGUUGCUUACCAGUCCGCCUCAUGCCAAUCACAAUACGAACUACCACAGCUCUACAAUCAUCGUCGAAUGUGCGACCGGUUCAGAAGUUGGCUUCUGGCUUGUUCUUGGGUACAUUGGAGUCCUGGCCUGCAUGUGCCUCGUGUUGGCCUUUUUGGCAAGAAAGCUGCCUGAUAAUUUUAAUGAGGCGAAGUUCAUCACCUUCAGCAUCCUGAUUUUCUUUGCUGUUUGGGUUACUUUCAUCCCGGUUUACAUGAGCACUGUUGGAAAAUACAUCGUAGCUGUCCAUGUUUUUGCUAUUUUAGCCUCAGCCUCAGGACUUCUCCUUUGCAUUUUUGCCCCAAAGUGCUACAUAAUUUUGCUUAAACCUGAAAAGAACAGUAAAAAAUUUCUAAUGCAAAGGUAGAACGAAACAUUGAAAUCG
Messenger RNA from Gambusia affinis (western mosquitofish), 2415 nucleotides. RefSeq names its product extracellular calcium-sensing receptor-like. The record is from RefSeq and is a predicted model, not a curated record. The transcript is spliced from 7 exons. Gene Ontology annotation, biological process: G protein-coupled receptor signaling pathway. Lineage: Eukaryota; Metazoa; Chordata; Actinopteri; Cyprinodontiformes; Poeciliidae. The coding region runs from base 16 to 2397 and encodes 793 amino acids. Gene Ontology annotation, cellular component: membrane. Gene Ontology annotation, molecular function: G protein-coupled receptor activity.